CUAAAUCAAGUGCCGGUCAUACAUAAGCGCCAGAUCGAAACUCUCUCUCUCUCUCUCUCUGUCUCUCUCACUCUCUCCCGUUCUGUCCUUGGUCUUUGCGCUGCUGAUACUGUACGGGAUAAUGGCAAUAUCAACAGCAGCACCAACAAGAACAGCACCGUCAAGGAGCUGGGUGAGCAAUCUGCCAUCAAUAGCAUCUCGAAUCUAUUUCUUCCUUAUCAUUCUCCAGGUCCCUCUUUUCAGGGUUCCUUGCAGAUCUGGCAUGUGUUCAUCACCAAUUCAUGUCACAUCUUCACAAUUGAUUGCAAGUGAGAUAUUUCCUGUUCCUGUAGUGAAAGGUCUUCUCUAUCCUGGAGCUAUAGUGAAUGGUAUUGUCCGGAACAUGACUAUUCCAAGCUGGGGAAACCUUCUAAAUAUCUAUAACUUGACCAGUGUCAAAGAAGCCCCUGCAGUAACUGAUCUCCAGCGCUUAGAGGUUCUUGCAGGAAGCUAUUUUUCUGUGGCAGGAGCAGUUGUUGGCUUGUUAAAACCUGGGAGGAUGAGCAUGUUUGGAACACUUUUGGUAAUAUGGGGCCUUGUGAAGGAAGGGAUCCUAGGAAAGCCGGCAAAUACAGAUCCUGCUAAAGCUGUUUAUGUCUAUCCAACAAUGUUGCUUGCCUUGAUCUGUGCCUUCUCUUCUGUGAAGUAUGAUGUGAAGAAGGCUGUGAGAAGUGCCCCUUCUAGACCCAUUGCAAAGCCUCUGCACAGCUCUUCAAAGUCUAAACUGAAAUGAGUUGAUUGCCUUUAAUCUUUUUGUAAUUUUUUUUAAUCUUAAAAACUUCACGUUGGUUGAUGAGUAGUUGAACUUGAAGCUGUAUGUUUUUCUGCCAAAAUCAAUUUUGAACAGAAAAACUGAUAUUAGUAUUAACUCACGAAUAUGUUGAUAUUAAUCAAUCAGUUAAUCUUCCUUUUGAGCA
Molecule: messenger RNA, 956 nt
Organism: Jatropha curcas
Lineage: Eukaryota; Viridiplantae; Streptophyta; Magnoliopsida; Malpighiales; Euphorbiaceae
Product: tail fiber
Source: RefSeq, a predicted model, not a curated record